Molecule: messenger RNA, 1054 nt
Organism: Lolium perenne
Lineage: Eukaryota; Viridiplantae; Streptophyta; Magnoliopsida; Poales; Poaceae
Biological process (GO): regulation of DNA-templated transcription
Molecular function (GO): sequence-specific DNA binding; DNA-binding transcription factor activity
Source: RefSeq, a predicted model, not a curated record
CAGAAACGUCUCCUCUUCUCCUCCACCUCCACCUCCACCGCCGGCCCACAAAAUCCUCUCUCUUUCUCUCUCCUCACUUCUCUUCUCCUUCUCCGACCGGCCUCCAUGGCCCUCGACUCCGUCCCGUCCUACCCCGGCGACCUGGGAUCUAGCAGCAGGGCAACCAGGCAACAGAGAAUCCGGAAGGAGGAGCAGACGUGGACGGCGGACACCUACGCGCCGUACGACGACGGGCACCAGUGGAGGAAGUACGGCGAGAAGAAGCUCUCCAAUUCCAACUUCCCAAGGUUCUACUACAGAUGUACCUACAAGACGGACAUGAAGUGCCCUGCCACAAAGCAAGUCCAGCAGAAGGACAUGAGUGACCCACCAUUGUUCACAGUCACUUACUUCAACCAUCACAGCUGCAGCACCACCUCGAGGCCCAUCGGCAGCGCCUCGGACACGGCGGAGCAGCCUUCCUCGAGGAAGGCAGUGUCUAUCUGCUUCGGUUCACAGGCCAGCGAGCAGCCUACAUUCUUAACAUCGCCAUCUAUGCUGCAGUCACCAGCAAGCAGAGCCAGCCAACAGCAGGACACGGGCACUUAUGCUCGCCAGUUUCAGUGGACAGACACAUCUCCAUCGGCAGGCGAUUCUCUGGUCAAGAUGGAGGCUGACGAUCUCUCUGGAACGAGCUCUUCGUCGGUCAUCUCCGGUGGUGCUCUGUCAAGGACAUUGCUGCCAAUCGGCCAGUCGAGAUGCAUCGAGUACUUUCAGUUCUUGUGAUGGAAGAAGAUGAUACCGGGUAGCUCCUUGGUCCUUGUUGCAGGUUAAGAUUGAAUGGGGACAUCACCUACUAUUCUGAAGCUCUGAAUGAUCCCAUGGAGAUAUGACUGAUGCUGCCUUUGUUCUUUUGAUUCUUUACAUUCGGAACCAAGCCACAUUUUUGUGCUUGGAUGAUGUAAAGAGUUGGACUGGAGUUUGUUUAUUUAUCUAGUACCAGUAGUAAAUCACACCUUAAGGGAAAGUUCAGGUAGCUAUGUUCGAAAUCAGUUUGGCUGGCCAAUCUUUUACA